Messenger RNA from Exophiala xenobiotica, 3241 nucleotides. RefSeq lists its product as uncharacterized. Lineage: Eukaryota; Fungi; Ascomycota; Eurotiomycetes; Chaetothyriales; Herpotrichiellaceae. Bases 380 to 2698 code for a protein of 772 amino acids. The transcript has 2 exons. Gene Ontology annotation, cellular component: nucleus. Gene Ontology annotation, molecular function: protein binding; histone H4K20 methyltransferase activity. The record is from RefSeq and is a predicted model, not a curated record.
ACCCACUUUCAAUUCUCCCUUUUCUUGCCCUUCUUCCUCUGAAAAACGAGGGAAGAACCCUGAGUCUUUCCUUCAGUCGAGUUGACGACAUACCCCUUCAAAGACUCGACCUCCGCGACCACCAUGUCGCAUUCCAUUCACUACACCCCUGCUCCUACCUCCCUCAGGCUGGCCUGAACCCAGACCGCGUUCUGGUUGCGGCCCUCGAUCAGCCACUUCGCUCAUUAUUGACAUCUUUCCACCCGCCCCCAGUCUUAGCCCGCAAGACCGCGCACUCGGCUUACCCUUGCUUCAAAUUCAUCAUAUCCUAUUCAUGGUUCACACAAAAGUCGAUUAAUCACUGUAUUGGCGCUUCGCGACGCGAAUAACGCACGCGACCAUGGGUCGAUGUCGACCCCAAGAGUCUGAGAAGACUCAAAGGCUGUCUCUGGCUGAAUUGGCGGCUCACGACGACGUCUGCUCAGACGCAUUAAUAGAUAAUGCAUACUACAAGGCGAGGAUACGGAAGAACCGGACGAAGCACUUUCCCAUCCGUGGAAUCAAGGAAGACGAAGUCCCUCGAAUUUUGCUGCACAAAGUCAUUGUGGAUAAGGAUCUUGUGGCUGCUGAAAAGGCGUUCCUGGCUCUUCCUGGACUUAGGAGGUACAGGAAGAGUCUGCGCACAAAGUCCGAACAAGACCAUUUCCUUUCCCACCUUCGAAAGUACAUUGCUAUGUACCAGACCGACUGUCCUUGGGAAGUAUCAACCACCAAUCGCUACACUAUCACCACCUAUGAGGCGGCUGUGACAGCCCGACGACGAAUUAGACAGGGCGAUGUUGUCAAAUAUCUUACCGGCACCCUUGUGCCUCUCACGGCCGAGGAGUCCACUGACUUGGACAUGACUAAUCGUAAUUUUAGCAUUGUUGUUUCUGCGCGCAAGAAGAAUUCAUCCAUCUUCUUAGGUCCCGCUCGUUUUGCCAAUCAUGAUUGUGAUGCAAACGGACGUCUUGUGACAAGAGGUGAAGACGGCAUGGAGGUUGUGGCUGUGAAGAACAUCGACGUUGGAGACGAGAUCACUGUAUCAUAUGGCGAUGACUACUUCGGUCCUGGCAAUAUUGAUUGUCUCUGCCACACUUGCGAAGCACUGGAGCGUAAUGGAUGGACUUCAAAGACGGCAAUUCUGGGAUCUGACAGCCAUGCUUCGACUCCAGCCCCAGAAUCUCUGGCAACGCCUCAGGCUCGAGGUCUCAAACGAAAACGAGAUUCAGACUUGUUCUCGCAAUCCUCUUCUGCGCCGCCCCCCUCAAAACACCUGAAACCUACACAAUCACCUUCGAAAUUGCAACACUCUUGGACGCCUCCAGGAAGUGCAUUAUCCGAUUCGGGCCUGGAAAGCGAUGCUGCGAAGACCCAAGAUGCUGUUGAGAGCCGGGCGAUAUCAAUACCAGGAGAGGAGCCAACACUUUCACCACCUCACAGCCCCUCGAGACCACAAGAGCGAGAACUCGUUGAAUCGACCAGCACUGUCCUGGUAUUUGAUCCACCGGAUCCGGAAUCACAGAAACCCGUUCGACCCUGCACUUCUCCGACGAAUGCAAAAGCUCGAAAGGGGCCGCGCGAAAGCAAGAUGACCGCAAGACUGCUGGGGAAACUUUCUGCACGUGCACCCAUAUCGCCCGCACCUACCUCACCCUCAAGCCAUGGAUCAGCGUCCGAUCCAGCUCCGUCGACUCACCCGAUUCCUCCUCCUUCAGUUGCGGAUACUGCUGUUUCGAUAAAGGUCGAAUCGGUGGAAACAACAAAAGUCGAAGCCGAUGAGGAUACUAUCGUUGUGGCUUCAGCCUGUCAAAGCUCUCUCAGGCCUCGCGAGAACCCGCCUGCUGUGGAUGAACGGAAGACUGAUGGAGCUGCUUUGCCCAUCCCUAAUGAGGUGCCGAUGCCGCACGUUGUGUCGACCAUGACCACCACGACAGUCACGAAGGACGUCCACUUACCCGAAGAACCAAGCGGCCAAGGAGGCGAAACAACUGUGUUGCCUUCAAUAGAACCGGGUAACAACUCGACAACCGUGACCACAUUGACAGUCCACCCUGUGACGGGCACCAUCCGCAUCGCGGGCGAUUACAUUCUGACCCGAAAAUUACUAGCACAGCCCCAUGAUCGAUGGGUGCAGUGUCACAAUCUGAAAUGCGGGGGCUUCUUUAUCCAGCCCAAUGGCUAUCAGACUCGACGCGAGUGUCCGCGCUGCGAACGACACAGCAUGCUCUAUGGAUUUCCAUGGCCCAAGACAGACCCUGAUCCCCGCAGGCUUCUCGAGCGCUCUGGCCGCAACAAGAGAGAUGCAGCCGAGUACAGCGCGUACAGGCGUAAAGGACGCUGCGGAAAGGGCACUUGGGUUGAAGGCGGAGGCGACGAGGAAGAACGCGUUAUGGAUCACCGGACCAUUCAUCGGUUCGUCCUGCCCGAGGAGGAGCGGGAAAUUACAAGAAAGGGAUUACUGAAGGAGGCCGAGCUGGCCCGAGCCGCGGGUGAUCAUGCCCUGGCGUUGCUGGAGGCCAAGAUGCGUGCUGGUUCGGGAAGGACUGAAAGUGCAGUCGCACGUGGGGAGAGCGAAAGUGGAUAUGGAGGGUCUACGACGCCGGACGAGGCGCGACGACGAAGUAAUCGCUUUGUGACAAGGCCUGUGGCUGUGUAUUCCGAGAGGUAUCAACACUGAUUCUUGUGGAAGCGGGAGUUUUGUGGCCAUUGUACUGGCAUAGUGGACUGAAGAUUGAAGAUGAAAGGCGCGAGAGCUGCGGAGUACUCUAUUGUCUGUUGAUGUCCCUCCAGUGGUGCAGGCUGAAUCAUGGACUGAGAAAAGGUAUGACAUCCGGUGGCCUGUUUCGACAGGACGCCGGUAAUAGUACACGCCAUUGAUGUGAGGGUGUGCAUACUUGCUCUGCUUGCGUUGGAGAUAAGAAGCACAGACAAAAUACUAUGGGAUGUUGCAGUCUCCAAUCCGAGGACAUUCUCAUGGAGGUGACCCUCAGCCUGAUAAUGUCCUUUUGUUGUACUGCCUCGCCUGAGACAUCUAAAUGCCGAGGUUCUCCAGACUGUGCCUGUUGGUGUGAGAACGGCCAUUGCCAUCGAGUCAGUGUAUUCCCGAAGGUCCUGAAAUAGGUGGAAAGAACAUGGCCAGGCGAUGUGACUUGGGACAUAUUCCGUACAGUCCAUGUCAAUGUAUGUCGGGAGCAGCCAAUCAGAAAGCAGCGAUAUCCAA